AUGCACACCACCAUGAAAGGCUGCGCCACUGAGUCUGCUGAGUUACCGUCCUGCUGGCGAACGUCCUCUCCUGAGCCCCACUCCCGUGGCACAGCCACGCGGCCCUGGAUAACCACACCGCAGGUGGCAGUGCCCCCGGCUAACACCACCCUGAACGGCCUGCACUGCCCAGCCUGCUACUCUGUGUUUACCCAUCACUGCAGUGAAGAGAUCAUCGACUGCACAGGAGCCCAGACCCAGUGCAUCCAUAUCAGCGGCACCGUGAAAACCGGUGAGACAACCGUGCACACCACCAUGAAACGCUGCGCCACCGAGUCUGCCUGCACUAAUAUACAACAGUUCAAAGGGGCCUUCGGGGGGUUCAGGGCAGAUCUCACCACAGCCGAAUGUAGACCAGCCUCCCGUGCGGCCAGCAUGGCUCCAGAACCAUCUGGACUCAUCCUCCCAGCCCUUGUUACCGUCCUGCUGGCGAACGUCCUCUCCUGA
This is a messenger RNA of Terrapene triunguis (Three-toed box turtle), 486 nucleotides long. RefSeq names its product phospholipase A2 inhibitor subunit gamma B-like. The coding region runs from base 1 to 486 and encodes 161 amino acids. Lineage: Eukaryota; Metazoa; Chordata; Testudines; Emydidae. The transcript has 3 exons. The record is from RefSeq and is a predicted model, not a curated record.